AAUUUUAUGACUUUUACCCAACUCGAUUUCAGAACUCGUGAAUUCCCUUCGUUUUUUGGUAGUGAAUCCCAGAACCCAAAAUCGUGAACUUAAUUUUUUCUGCCAUCUAGGCACCUGAAUUAGAACCGCUCUUAAUCUUUUAGCCGUCUCAGUUUUAUCUAAAGUCCCAAUCCUUCCCCUAAUUCAAUUUUACUUUAGAAAUGCGACGUAUGCGGAUAAACAAUUUAUUCAUUGUCACGGCAGCAUUAUUUGUAAUUAUAAUGCUUUAUUUAGUUACACCCCCAAAAGUAUUAUUUGAAAGAUCAAGCCUUCCAAUUUCACCUUUAGAAGAACUACUUCCUCUUUUGCCUACUUCAAUACCUGAGAAAGUCCAUGUUCACGUCAAGAAUGAGGGGAAGGAUAAUAACAAGGAUGAGGGGGAGUACAAUAAAAAGAAUGGGGGGAAGGAGGAUAAGAAAGUUCAAGGGAAGGACCAUGACCAUAAAAAGGAUGUCCAACUCAAAAAAGUUGUUGAUCCGGUUAAAAUUAAGGAAGAAAUAAAGCAUCAUCAUCCACCUCCAAUCGAGGUGGGAGAAACUACCGUAGUAUUCCCACCAGCUAAAUUAAAAUAUGAAAUUAAGGAAAUUGCUAAAUCUGAUAAAGAAUUUAAACCAGAUUUGGAUGCAAUUAAUAAAAAAAUUUGGAAUUCAUUUAAACAUGAAAUUCGACACUCAAAGGUUGGUCGGUAUUUAAAUCUCGGUUAUCUCGAGAUAUCGAACUUGGUUCACGAACACUUCUAA
Molecule: messenger RNA, 779 nt
Organism: Meloidogyne enterolobii
Lineage: Eukaryota; Metazoa; Nematoda; Chromadorea; Rhabditida; Meloidogynidae
Source: the annotation of a GenBank genome assembly